UCUCUCUGGUGUACUUCACACUAUCGCCCCAAGCUCAGCCGAGUGCGGACCGAUCAGUCGUUGACCGGCCAGAAGCGGUGUCUUCGUUUCAUUCGACCAUUGUGCAAACCUACAGCGUUGAUCGUCAUCAACCUUAGCCGGAAUCGAUUUAAUGCGUUUUGUGCGAAAAAGUUCCUUUAUCUUUCGUUGUAACUAUGUUCUCGUCAUCAGUAAAACUGAGAUAUCCGAUUACACUCUCAACAGUCAGCAGAAAAUGCACAGCUGCCAGUGCGGUAACACCCAAACCGUUCAGCGAAAUUCCAGGCCCUCGUGGACCAUUCGGGCUAGGGAACCUGUACAAUUAUCUACCAAUAAUUGGAAAAUACAAUUUCGACGCGUUGCACAAGGCCGGCAAGGACAAGUAUGAGCAAUACGGUCCUAUCGUACGAGAGAAAAUGUUACCCGGAAACGAAGUGGUGUGGAUUUACAAUCCCGACGACAUCGCCACCGUGCUCAACGAUCAAACCCCGGGAAUGUACCCCUCCAGGCGAAGCCACACUGCUCUAGCAAAGUACAGGAGAGAUCGACCUAACAUCUACAGAACGGCUGGACUGCUGGCAUCAAAUGGACCCGAGUGGUGGAAAAUACGCUGCGAACUGCAGAAGGGAUUGAGCUCCCCAAAAAGUGUGAGGUAUAUGCUGCCGCUAACCGAUCAGGCCACGAAAGAGUUCGUAGCGCAAAUUAGGCCGACAACAAACAGCACUAACGUGCCAGAUUUCAUGGAUGCCUUGUCGAGGCUAAACUUAGAAUUAACAUGUUUGAUGGCUUUCGAUGUUCGUAUGGACAGCUUUUCCGAGGAGCAAAUGCAGCCAAAUUCUGUAUCCACGCGCCUCAUAGAUACAGCUGAAAUUACCAACCAGAACAUCAUACCUACAGAUCAUAGUAUUCCCCUGUGGAAACUGUUUGAAACCCCAGCAUACAGAAAAUUAAGAGAGUCUCAGGAAUAUAUGGAAAAAAUAGCCAUAGAGAUGGUGGCCAACAAAAAGACUCUUUUCGAUGCAAAUCGUUCAAAGCAGACCGCCGAGGAGACCAACUCACGAUCACUGCUGGAAGAUUAUCUAAGAAAUCCAAACCUUGAGAUCAGCGACAUAGUGGGUAUGGCGGCGGAUAUCCUACUGGCUGGAGUUCACACGAGCACCUAUACAACCUCAUUCGCGUUGUAUCAUCUGUGCAAACACCCCGAAGUUCAGCAAAAGUUGUAUGAAGAGGCGUCCAAAAUAUUGCCCGAUCCUCGAAUAAACGCCAUCGAACCAGUAGCGUUGAACUCUGAAGCAUCCUACUGCCGAUCGGUACUGAAGGAGUCUCUACGGCUGAAUCCCAUUUCCGUUGGUGUGGGACGUAUUCUGAACAAGGAUACCGUUCUCGCAGGAUACAACGUACCCAAGGGAACUGUGGUGGUCACACAAAACAUGAUCUCCUGUCGUUUGGAUAAAUACUUCAAGGAUCCACAUCUCUUCAAUCCCAACCGCUGGAUGAGAGCGAACAAGGAGAAUAUAAAUCCGUAUUUGGUACUCCCCUUCGGACACGGGAUGAGAUCAUGUAUUGCCAGGAGAAUGGCGGAACAGAGUAUGCUGGUUCUGCUGCUGAGGCUGAUUAGAUCAUUCGAGAUAAGCUGGGCUGGCACCGAGCACAUGGAUAUCGUAUCGAAACUGAUCAAUCAACCAGAUCAACCGAUAAAAAUAUUAUUCAAGCCUAGGGAGAAAUAAGUUUUUAAAUGUUUGAUGUAUCAUGUUGUUCUUUUAUGCUUCCUUUUCACGGAUCAAGUUUUUCUUUCGAAUGUAUUAUCUUAUAUUUCGUCUAGUUUGCAAGAGCGGUAAAUUGUAAAUUGUAUUCAAAAUAAACUACAGGAAGAAAUCCAAAGUUUAUGAAG
Molecule: messenger RNA, 1909 nt
Organism: Toxorhynchites rutilus septentrionalis
Lineage: Eukaryota; Metazoa; Arthropoda; Insecta; Diptera; Culicidae
Gene: dib
Product: cytochrome P450 302a1, mitochondrial
Exons: 7
Coding region: 195-1745 (516 amino acids)
Molecular function (GO): iron ion binding; oxidoreductase activity, acting on paired donors, with incorporation or reduction of molecular oxygen; monooxygenase activity
Source: RefSeq, a predicted model, not a curated record